GCUCCAUGGGAUGUGUCAUAGUUGGAUGUUUCUUUGUAUCUGCAUGAAACACAUAAAGAGAGAUGGGAACAAAGUAAGUGAUGUGUUCGUUGUCUGCAUGUCUGAGUACCUCUAGUCUCUGUAAGUCAGUGGCCUAGGGGCCAUGGCCAGAAUCUCACAAAAUUCUUUCUGUCACUGAUCACAUGUGAUUCGUAGCGAGAGGACCAGGAGAUAAAACUGGAUUAGGCCGAAGGGAGGCAAAAGUGAAAACCUUUCUUCGAGUUCGCGAUAUCCUCAUCUUUCAGCCAAGUGCCGUUGGCCUCCGGACCAUUCACAGCGUUUGGUGCCGGCGCUAACUGAGAAAUUUUGACUGCUGGUGGGGCUUGCAAUAGAUUCAGAGUGUUCCUCUCAAUAUGAUUCGUGCGAUGGUUCAGGCACACCGUUUCUUGAAUCUAUAUCCAAUCUCGUGGCGCCCAAUCAGCCCUUGCCAGACAAAGAAUGGUUUUUGCUUCCACUUUGAGGCGUUCGAUUUUCCUUGCUGCUGCCUUCGCCCUCACUGCUUCGGCCCUCCCCUCGCUCCCCGCGCCCCCAGCGGCGGCGUCCAGAUCGUCAACAACAUGAGCGAGGAUGUCUACCUCUGGUCCGUCUCCGACUCCAGCAGUGAGAUGCAGACCAUCCCCACCGGCGCCUCCUACAUCGAGAACUGGCGCACCAACCCCAACGGCGGCGGCAUCUCCAUCAAGAUGUCCACCGGCGCCGACCUCGCCUCCGUCCUCCAGUUCGAGUACACCGAGGCCGGCGAGACCCUCUUCUGGGAUCUCUCCUCCAUCAAUCUCUCCCCGCAGUCUCCCCUCAUCGCCGCCGGCUUCGGCGUCUCCAUCGAUGAUGCCAGCUGCCCCACGGCCGCCUGCGCCCCCGGCGAUGUCAACUGCGCUGAGUCCUACCAGUUCCCCGAUGACCACAACACUCGUGCCUGCGGCACCGGUGCCGGCUUCACCCUUACCCUGGGUUAAGCGAAGCGCGCUUGCGCUCCUCGCGCGCGCCACUCUGUGUGCUGGCCAUGAACAUCUUGUUUCCUCUUUUUACGCUCAUUUCUACCCCUGGAGGAUAUGAAAGUUGUCAGGAACACAUCGAGGCAGGCCUUGUUAUUUACGAGUCAUGACUCAUACGGCUCACGAUUAUGCCGAGGAUGGAUUAUACCAACGAUGAUUUACCUAUACCUAUAGCAAAACGCACACAUGUCAAUAAAUUGUUAAACUAUAUAGAGUGCAAUUGAUUUGAUACCUUUCUUGAA
This is a messenger RNA of Aspergillus novofumigatus IBT 16806, 1273 nucleotides long. Its product is annotated as putative antigenic thaumatin domain protein. The record is from RefSeq and is a predicted model, not a curated record. Bases 393 to 992 code for a protein of 199 amino acids. Lineage: Eukaryota; Fungi; Ascomycota; Eurotiomycetes; Eurotiales; Aspergillaceae. The transcript has 2 exons.